AUGAAUGCCGAAGCGCCGGUGGCUAAGACGGAAGAGGAUGGCACGCCCAAGGAGAAACGGCUGCCGAAGAAGCGUGCGGCCGUGCUCGUCGGGUACUGCGGCACCGGGUACCACGGGAUGCAGAUCCAGCCCCACGACCCCCUCACCAUCGAGGGUGACAUCUUCUCGGCCCUCGCCAAGGCCGGUGCCGUGUCGCCAGAAAAUGCCGUCGACCACAAGAAGGUCGAUGUGCAGCGUGCUGCACGCACGGACGCGGGCGUGCAUGCCGCCGGUAACUGCAUCUCCCUCAAGAUGAUUCUUGACCCGCCCGUCCCGCCUGAGUUCCCAGACCUUACGGCCUACGUCAACUCGUUCCUACCCGCUCAGAUCCGGAUGUGGGGCUUCGUGCGCGCCAUGAAGUCCUUCCAGGCGCGCACGGCCUGCGACUCGCGCGUGUACGAAUACCUGCUGCCGUCGUACUGUCUCCUCCCGCCCGCCUCGACGGACCCCUUUGCCCAGACGCUCGACGAGACGUCUCCCGGGUGGAAGGAGCCUCUCAAACAGGCUCUCGAGUUCGUCGACGCCGCUCCCCCCUUGACCGCGGGUGCGGAAGGGGAGGAGCUUGACCCAAAGCUGCGUGGCGAGUUUGAGCGCCGUCGCGGGUGGCGCGUUGACGAGGAAACGCUCAAGCGCUUCGAUGCCCUCAUCCAGCAGUACAAGGGCACGCAUAACUUCCACAACUACACUGUGUACAAGGCGUUCGACGACAGGUCUGUCAAGCGGUACAUGAUCCGGCUGGACGUUCGUCCUCCAGCUGUGUAUGGCGAGAUUGAAUGGAUUUCGGUGCAGAUCCACGGACAGAGCUUCAUGCUUCACCAGAUUCGUAAAAUGAUCUCAAUGGCGAUCCUUGCCUGCCGCACAGGUACACCCCCUUCGCUCAUCCCCGAGACCUUUGGCCCCAAGCGCAUCCACAUCCCCAAGGCGCCCCCUCUUGGCCUCCUCCUUGAGCAGCCGCAGUUCAAGGUGUACAACGAGCGCACGCGCUCGAUCCCGAACCCCGACGGCGAGCCCCGCGAGAUCGUCGACUUCAGCAAGCACGCCGAGGAGAUGCAGGCAUUCAAGGUCAAAUGGAUUUAUGACGCGCUGCGCCAGACCGAGCUCGAGACUAACACGUACCACAAGUGGCUCAAGCAGAUCGACCACGGGAGUACCAAGGACUUCACGUACCUCAACACCCGAGGCGUGAUCCCGGACGAGGCGUGCCAGAACCUUACCAGCAAGAAAUACGGUGGGCCAGGCGGGCAGCCGGUCAAGCGCUCGCUUGAGGGUGAAGCCGAGGGCGAGGAGGGAGGCGCCAAAGAGGAGGUCGACAGCGAUGACGAGGACAAGGAGAUUGACCGCAGAGCGCUUGAGAGUGGCGAGUUUGACAGCUGA
Messenger RNA from Cutaneotrichosporon oleaginosum, 1413 nucleotides. RefSeq lists its product as uncharacterized. Gene Ontology annotation, molecular function: pseudouridine synthase activity; RNA binding. Gene Ontology annotation, cellular component: nucleus. The record is from RefSeq and is a predicted model, not a curated record. NCBI's taxonomy places the organism in Eukaryota, Fungi, Basidiomycota, Tremellomycetes, Trichosporonales, Trichosporonaceae. Gene Ontology annotation, biological process: tRNA pseudouridine synthesis; mRNA pseudouridine synthesis.